Molecule: messenger RNA, 4144 nt
Organism: Zalophus californianus (California sea lion)
Lineage: Eukaryota; Metazoa; Chordata; Mammalia; Carnivora; Otariidae
Gene: GNAO1
Product: G protein subunit alpha o1
Exons: 8
Coding region: 717-1781 (354 amino acids)
Biological process (GO): adenylate cyclase-modulating G protein-coupled receptor signaling pathway; G protein-coupled dopamine receptor signaling pathway
Cellular component (GO): heterotrimeric G-protein complex
Molecular function (GO): mu-type opioid receptor binding; G-protein beta/gamma-subunit complex binding; GTP binding
Source: RefSeq, a predicted model, not a curated record
CUCUCUCUCUCUCUCUCCCCCUCGAGCUCCCGGCUGCCCGCGGCUCCCUCGCGCUCUCCCCUCUCCGGUAGGCUCCACCAAGCGAUGCGAGCUUUGGGAAACAGCGACACCGCCUCCCGCUAGAGACCUGCCCCCGGCCCGGCCCGGCCCCCUGCCCAGCCCUGCCCUGCGCGCGGGGGUCGGCGAAGGCGCCGCGGACGCACCGACGGCUGAGGACCCGCGAUGCACAUGCACUAGCAGCACCCCCUCACUCAUUCCCUCCACACCCCGCGCCGCCGCCGCCUCCUCCUCCUCCGGCAGCAGCGGCAGAAGGACCCACCCUGCCCCCCACCCCACCCUCCGCCGGCUCCGGCUCCUGCUUCAACUAUUAUUUUAUUUAUUUUGGGUCGUGCACAAGCCUCAGUGCCUGCAGCCCGCGCCUCCUCGGACCGCGGGCGCCUCCUCCCUCGGCCCCGGAGCCCCAGACCCCGGCCACCUUCGUCUCGACACCCCUAGAGCCCGCCAGCUGCCGCGAGUCUCCGCUGCUGGAAUCUUGUUAGCGGCUGUCUUUUUGGGGGGUUCUGGUUUCCCGACAUUUUUGUUUUCAGCCAAGGGAAGGAUAUCGUGGUUUUUUCCCCUUUGAGCCCAGGCUCUGCUCUCUGGGGGGGUGGGGGGCGCGCCGAGCCGGGGAGCCGUGCCAGCCGAGUCGUGCGGGCUGUGGCAGGGAAGGGGCCACCAUGGGAUGUACUCUGAGCGCAGAGGAGCGAGCCGCCCUCGAGCGGAGCAAGGCGAUUGAGAAAAACCUCAAAGAGGAUGGCAUCAGCGCCGCCAAAGACGUGAAAUUACUCCUGCUGGGGGCUGGAGAAUCAGGAAAAAGCACCAUUGUGAAGCAGAUGAAGAUCAUCCACGAAGAUGGCUUCUCUGGAGAAGACGUGAAACAGUACAAGCCUGUUGUCUACAGCAACACCAUCCAGUCCCUGGCAGCUAUCGUCCGGGCCAUGGACACUUUGGGCAUCGAAUACGGUGACAAGGAGAGAAAGGCCGACGCCAAGAUGGUGUGUGACGUGGUGAGUCGGAUGGAAGACACCGAGCCCUUCUCUGCCGAACUGCUUUCCGCCAUGAUGCGGCUCUGGGGCGACUCAGGAAUCCAGGAGUGCUUCAACAGGUCUCGGGAGUAUCAGCUCAACGAUUCUGCCAAAUACUACCUGGACAGCCUGGAUCGGAUUGGGGCCGCCGACUACCAGCCCACCGAGCAGGAUAUACUCCGAACCAGGGUCAAAACCACUGGCAUCGUAGAAACCCACUUCACAUUCAAGAACCUCCACUUCAGGCUGUUCGACGUCGGGGGCCAGCGAUCUGAACGCAAGAAGUGGAUCCACUGCUUCGAGGACGUCACAGCCAUUAUCUUCUGCGUCGCACUCAGCGGCUACGACCAGGUGCUCCAUGAAGAUGAGACCACGAACCGCAUGCACGAGUCUCUCAUGCUCUUCGACUCCAUCUGUAACAACAAGUUCUUCAUCGAUACCUCCAUCAUUCUCUUCCUCAACAAGAAAGAUCUCUUUGGUGAGAAGAUCAAGAAGUCACCUUUGACCAUCUGCUUUCCUGAAUACACAGGCCCCAAUACCUACGAGGACGCGGCCGCCUACAUCCAAGCACAAUUUGAAAGCAAAAACCGCUCGCCCAACAAAGAAAUUUAUUGUCACAUGACUUGUGCCACAGACACGAAUAAUAUCCAGGUGGUAUUCGACGCCGUCACUGACAUAAUCAUUGCCAACAACCUGCGGGGCUGCGGCUUGUACUGACCCCUUGUCCUGUAUAGCAACCUAUUUGGUAAUGAUCGCAGCACUCACAGAGAGGUUUGCGCGCGCGCGCACACACACACACACACCCCACUAACAAAUGCAAGUUGGCAAAUAAACUUUAAAAAGGCAUAACAAGACCUUAUAUAUAUACAAAUAUAUAUGAAAAAAAUUCUUUUUAGUUUGUAUUAGAAAGAGCUUCGGACAGAACUGACCACCCUCCCAUAGAUCAUCGGGGGUUUUCUGGGACAGCAUGUACGCGUGCACACGCGCUCGCUCACACGCGCACACACACGUCAUGAUGGGGGUCCUGAUUUGGGAGUCCAUCCUUUUAAGAACAGCCACGUGAUUUUACUCUGAGACCCAUUUCUGUGAGCAGAGGGAGAGGCAAAGAAAGGCCUGGCAUGAGUCCGGCCUCUCUGCCCCUGGCCCGCCCCCCAAGGCUGCGUGGUCUCAGUUCUGUCCUGCUCUCACGCAAAUUCCAAAGCCCUUCAAAAACUGGCCAAUACCCUAAACCUCUCCCUACCCUCUACUCCCAACAACAGGAAAACUAAGGAUGCUUCUCUCUUGGGUGGCAGUGGUUGUUAAUUUCAAGAAUUUAGAAGAAUCGUUGCUCUGGCCAAUCCACUGUCUCCUGAGUUUUCUUUAUUCAAAGGCGAGAGUUGGAGGAACAGGAGACUUGGCCUGCUUUCUAGAAGCAGCUGAGGGGAGGGAACAUUGAGACCAUGGCUGCAAUUCACCUGCCGAGUUGAAGCCAGCCCCCUGGAGAAGAGAAGGGCCCGGAGGGAGCAGGGGGGAGGUGAGAAGGACAGCGGUGGCCCGGGGAGGGCCGGAUUAAUGUAGGCCUGACCAGAGUCAGGGUCCUUUGGGGUGAGGCCUCCCAGGGGGCCUGGGCUGGGCUCCCCUGGAGUUCUUGAUCCCUCCGGUGAUGCUGCCCCAUCUUGCCCUACGCCAACAUUAUUAAAAAUAUUCUAGGGUUUUUGGGGGUUUUUUUUUGUUGUUGGUUGGUUUUUAAAAUCAAAGAAAAUGGUCAGACUGGACCCCCUUAUCUCUCUCUCUACAGACUGCUUCACGGACUCUUUGCUGUUGACGUUGAUCUCCUGGUAGCAUGACCUUUUGGCCUUUGUAAGACACACAGCCUUUCUGUAUCAAGCCCCUGUCCAACCUACGACCCCAGAGUGACUGACGGCUGUGUAUUUCUGUAGAAUGCUGUAGAAUCUGGUUUUAGUUGAGUCUUUACAUUUAGAAUUUGAAAGGAAAAAAAAGAACAUUUCUCAUGUGCUUUGUAGCUUAAAAAAAAAAAGAGGAAAAAGGAAAACUCACCAUUUCAUCCAUAUUUGUCUUUUUUUCUCUCUCUCUCUUUUUCUUUUUUUGGAAAUAAAGCAGCAUACACAACUGCACCCGCACCCCCACCCAUCCCUAGUGUAGAGGGGGCCCCAGUGCACCUGCAGAGGUGCCACCUGUCUGCCCGCCCCUCUUAGGGGCUCAGGUUCUGGGGAGCAUGCUCAGGUUGUGUUUCCCAGAGUGCCCCCACCCCCACCCCCCAAGCCAGCCAGCCCCAGGCUCACUCCAGGUUCACCUAGAAAAGCACAGCUCUCACUGGCCAGUAGCUGCCAAAAAGAGUCCUGAUCAAACAUAUAAAUAGAGCCCUGUAGAAAAUGAUUUUCCCGCAACCUCCUUUCUACAGAUUCCCUUUAUGAUUUGUUUCUUUUUGUUUUAGUUUUUGUUUCUUGUCCUGAUGAGCACUCUGUAUCACAUACCAGAUCAGCUUUCAUAGUCUUUGGGAAAUGGGGUUGUGGAUUUUUUUUCCUUUGACAUUUUUGCUUCGCAGUCUCUCGGAUGCUCCCUUUGUGUGUGUGCGCCCCUUUCUGCCUUCUCCUUUGUUUCAGUGACCUGUGUUCGCUCCUUCUCAUGUGGGGAUGUUUGUGCUGCAGAUAAAAAGAACAAAAAAAAAAUUUUUAAAUACCACAUGAUGGAAAAAAAAACAAAAAAAUUUUAAAAACAGAUGGAAUGUAGUGUUUACAUGAAAGCCAGUUUCCAUGAUCAGUCCUAUGUCAUUUCUACUUUGACUAGUAUCCAAACCCCCAACCUCUUCACGGUGUCACUUUUCAGAUUUACUAUUUGCUGAAGAAGACCAGUCACGGCCAUUUCAGAUAAAGAGGAGGUGAAAAGACAAAACACACAAAAAAAAUUAAAAAUACAGAAAAAAAAAAACUUGAAAAAAAGGAAAAAAAAAAAAGCCCACGGGUCUUUCUAAGCCUUUCUAUUCCCAAUCGGUGAGGUUUCUGUGAUAUCUUACACACUGCCAGUCUACUUCUCUAAUGGAAAAUUCAUGUGUAGCUCAAUAAAGAGAAUGUUUGUCUGUA